This is a messenger RNA of Alosa alosa (allis shad), 2502 nucleotides long. Its product is annotated as protein diaphanous homolog 3-like. Gene Ontology annotation, molecular function: microtubule binding; actin binding. Gene Ontology annotation, biological process: actin filament polymerization. Gene Ontology annotation, cellular component: actin filament; cytoplasm. NCBI's taxonomy places the organism in Eukaryota, Metazoa, Chordata, Actinopteri, Clupeiformes, Clupeidae. The record is from RefSeq and is a predicted model, not a curated record.
AUGAGUUUCAGGCUGGAGUGCUCAGGAACGGGAAACUGGGUGCAGAGCUUUGGACAUGAAGGACUUGGGUUGCUCCUGGACACGCUGGAAAAGCUCCUCUUCAAGAAACAUCUGGAGAAAGUUCUGGAAGCCAUCACCAGUGAGGGUGAGCGCCGGGAUCUUAGCCGCUUCACCCCCAUAGUGUUGGGCCUGAAAGACCGGUCUGUGCCACUGCAGGCCUCAGUAUUUUAAGGUCAUAGAUGAGUGCGUGUCACAGAUUGUUCUACAUCGCAGUGGCACCGAUCCUGACUUCGCCUACCGCAAACGUCUGGAUGUGGACUUCGGCCAUCUGAUAGAUAUAUGUGUGGAUAAAGCUCGGGCUGAUGAGUAUGAGCAGAGGGCGUCCGAGUUGGCACAGAAGUUUGAUGAGGAAUUCAUUGGACGCCAGGAAGCAGAAGCUCAGCUUCUGAAGAGAGAUGAGAGGAUCACAGAGCUGGAAGCAGAAGUUCAAGCCUACAGGUCUCAGUUUGGAGCAGUUGCCGUCCCCUUAGCCACAGUGCACUCUUCGUCCUCCUCUACCUCACCAGCGGGACCUCCUCCUCCUCCUCCCCUUCCACCUGGUCCUGGAGGAGGCGCUCCACCACCGCCUCCCCCACCCCCGCCCCUGCCGGGCGGGAUUCCUGCUCCCGCCAUGAUGCCCCCUCUGUGCGGCGUGCCCCCGCCUCCGCCGCCCGGCGGCCUCCUGGGCUCCCCCACACACCACCAGCUGCCUUUCGGCCUGCGGCCCAAGAAGGAGUUCAAGCCUGAGACCUCCAUGAAGCGCCUCAACUGGUCAAAGAUUCGGCCACAGGAGAUGUCGGAGAGCUGCUUCUGGAUCGUGGCCAAUGAGGGCCGCUACGAGAACCCUGACCUGUUUGCCAGACUGGCCAACACCUUCAGCUCCAACAGACCUGGUAAAAAAAAUGAGGAAGGUAUGGAGCAGAAGAAACCUUCUAUCAAGAAGAGAAUCAAGGAGCUGAAGGUGCUGGAUCCAAAGAUUGCCCAGAACCUCUCUAUCUUCCUGGGCUCUUUCCGCAUGCCUUAUGAAGAGAUCAGAAGAAUAAUCCUGGAGGUCGAUGAGGAGCAGCUCUCUGAACCCAUGAUCCAGAACCUGGUGAAGCAUCUUCCAGAGCAGGAGCAGCUGAAUGCCCUGGCCCAGUACAAGAGCGACUACGACAGCCUGUCUGAACCUGAGCAGUUCGGAGUCGUGAUGAGUAGUGUGAAGCGUCUGAAGCCACGGCUGAACUCCAUGCUCUUUAAGCUGCAGUUCGAGGAGCAGGUGUGCAACCUGCGGCCGGACAUCCUGGCCGUGAACAGCGCCUGCGACGAGGUGCGUAAGAGCAAGAGCUUCAGCAGGCUACUGGAGCUGGUGCUGCUGCUGGGAAACUACAUGAACGCCGGCUCCCGCAACGCCAAGUCCUACGGCUACGACCUCAGCUCCCUCUGCAAGCUGAAGGACACCAAGUCUGCAGACCAGAAGUCCACUCUGCUUCACUUCCUGGCUGAGGUGUGUGAGGAGAGGUAUCCAGAGGUACUGCACUUUGUGGAUGACCUACAGCACGUGGACAGAGCAAGUAGAGUUUCAGCAGAGAACCUUGAGAAGAGUCUCCGUCAGAUGGAGCGGCAGCUACAGCAGUUGGACAGAGACCUGCAGACCUUCAGCUCCCCUCAGGACCAGCAAGACCUGUUCACCAUCAAGAUGACCAGCUUCUCCCAGCAGGCACGGGAGCAGUACCAGAAGCUGGUCACCAUGCACAGCAACAUGGCCGCCCUCUACCAGAACAUGCUGGAGUACUUCGCCAUCGACCCCAAGAAGACAUCCAUUGAAGAGCUGUUCACCGACCUCAGCAACUUCAGGGCUAUGUUUGCGCAAGCGGUGAAGGAGAACUGUAAGCAGCGCGAGGCGGAGGAGAAGCAGCGGCGGGUGCGACUGGCCAAGGAGAAGGCUGAACGUGAGAAGCAGGAGCGCCAGCUCAAGAAGAAGAGGCUGCUGGAGGUCAACGCAGAGAACGAUGAGACGGGGGUGAUGGAUAGUCUGCUGGAGGCUCUGCAGUCUGGCGCUGCCUUCCGAGACCGCAGGAAAAGAGCACCACGGCCCAGAGAUGCACCGUCUCAAACAUUGAGCCCCAGCACUCAGCGACCCAUUCUGAGGCCCAGUACCCACGAGGAUACCCCUCAGUCAGUCGGACCCUCCUUCCAAAGACCCAUCCUCAAGCCUUGUACCCACGAAAACAUACGGCCCCCCCUCCAGAGGUCGCGCUCACGGCAGAACAUGGGGCUGACCUCAUGUGCCCGGCCCCCUGCCGCCCGUGAUCCCCAUCAGGAGAUCGACCCCCGCCGAGGCACGGGCCAGCGCGUCGAGCGGGAGAAGGAGAGAGAGAAGGGAAGAGAGAGCCCCACCGCGCCUUCAGCUCCUCUCACCAACGGCGGGGACACAGACGUGGAGGCCCUGCUCGCUCGACUCAGGGCGCUGUGAGCAGAAGG